GGAUGUACGCGGUACAUUAUGGUAUUUUUAGCGCGUGUUAGUGCAACUAAUUCCAAUUCCGAUGUAAGACUGGCAUAUAGAAUGAGAGAAUCUAUUCCGCCCAGCCACACAGAUGGCGCUGUUGUGUAGUUGAGGGAACCUCACGCGAAGUAGCGGCUUCUCAACCAACGAAAACAAAAUUGCAGCAAGUUCAAACCGGAGGCUCAAGCGCCAAGAGAGACGGCUGUGAAGAGAGGCUGUCAAGACUUUGUCAGUAUGGACGAUAUAGAGGAUGACACCACAAUCUUAUCAACGCUAAAAUCUUUCAAGAGUUUGAUAUCAUGUCCAGACCGCUCUUUGCUGGAGACAGAGCCAUCCUAUGGAAGAAGUGACCUUCAGAAGCUCUAUACUAAACGAGUUGAGUUGGAGGAAGCUGCUGAGCGUGUUCGUUCCCACACCAGCCUGCUGCAGCUCACUCAAGAGAAACAACAGAUGGAGCUCAGUCACAAACGGGCCCGUAUAGAGCUGGAGAAAGAGGCAAACAGCAGCUCCAGAGACUUACAGAGGGAAAUUGACCGUAACAGAGAGUUACUGAUGAAGAUCAGACGUCUGGAAGAAAGAGAAGGGAAAGCAAAUCAAGCUCUUAAUGAACAAAUGGAAAACAACAAGGCUUUAAAGCGUGACCUUGAGGAACUCCACAAGAAAGCAAAUGAAAAGGACAGCAAACUUGCAGAGGCGGACCAGAUGAUCAGUGAGUUGAAAGACGAAACACGAAGGCUCAGUCAACAGAUCCAGAUUCAGGAAUCCAAAUUCUCCACCCAAAAUCUGGAGAUCCAGGCCCUGCAGGAACAACUGGAUGUGCAGCGCAAGAAGUUCCAGGACAUCAGUCAGAGGUACCAAAAUCUCCAGUCAUCUCAUUCCACCAGCACAGAGAGUGAACUCAAGAUGAAGGAGUUGGAGAGGCGUUUGGCUCUUCAGGAGCAAGACGCUGUGAUUGUGAAGAACAUGAAAUCUGAAGUGACCAGGCUGCCUGAACUGGAGCGGGAAAUGAAACGUCUGCGGGAGGAAAACUCUUUCUUAAGAGAGACAAAGGAGAACAGUAGUCUUCUGAAAGAAGAGACUGAGGGGUUGAGGAGGAAGUUGGAGAGAAUGGAAAGAGUAAUGGAGGAGAAACUCAAAGUGGAGUUGGAGAAAGAGAAACUGGAGCGUGAGCUGCAGACUUGGGAAAACAUUGGCCAGGCUACAGGACUUAAUAUUAGGAAACCGGAGGAUUUAUCCAGGGAGGUGAUACAGAUUCAACAGCGCGAACUGAGCCUGAAACAGCAGAACUACACACUCAAUAGCAGCGUUCGCUCUGUGGAGAAGGCCCGCGCUGAGCUCCUGCCUGAGAUCGCUCAACUGCGUGCCAAAGCUCAAGAAGAACAGAAGAAACGAGAGAACCAGGAUUCGCUGGUCCGUCGCCUGCAAAAGAGAGUCCUCCUCCUCACCAAGGAGCGCGACGGAAUGAGGGCCAUAUUAGAGUCAUACGACAGCGAGCUGGCCACAAGUGAAUACUCCCCUCAGCUCAUGCUCCGGGUCAAGGAGGCAGAGGACAUGCUGCACAAAGUCCAGACUCACAACACUGAUAUGGAGACUCAACUGUUUAAAGCCCAGGAGGAAGCAGGCACCUUCAAAUUACAAGCUCAGAUGGUGACUGCUGAACUUGAGGCUCUAAAAGAGCAGCAGACGUCUAAUGCUGAGAAAACCACCUUAUCAACAGCAGAGGAAAUCAGCUCUCUCAGGCAGAAGAUUGAGGAAUUGGAGGCAGAACGCCAGCGGCUGGAAGAGCAAAACAACAUUCUGGAGAUGAGGCUAGAGAGGCAUAACCUACAGGGAGACUAUGACCCUGUGAAGACAAAGGUGAUCCACUUGCAAAUGAACCCCACCAGCAUUGCAAAGCAGCAGCGCUCUGAAGAGGUGGAACAUCUGAGGGUGGAGUGUCAGCGCUUAAGAGAACGACUCCGGAAAAUUGAGGCGAGUGGUGGCAUGACAACAGAUGACACUACCAUCAUCAUCCCACCUUCACAGGAAAUACUGGACUUGCGUAAGCAAAUGGAAAGUGCAGAACUGAAGAAUCAGCGCUUGAAGGAAGUGUUCCAGAAGAAGAUUCAAGAGUUCCGUACUGCGUGCUACGUACUGACCGGGUACCAGAUCGACAUCACUGUGGAGAACCAGUACCGGCUCACUUCUGUGUACGCCGAGCAUAUGGAGGAUUCAUUACUAUUUAAGUCUACUGGUCCAGUGGGCAGUGGCAGCAUGCAGCUGUUGGAGACAGAUUUUUCCCGCACUCUAACUGGACUGGUAGAUUUGCAUCUCUUCCAUCAGAAGAGCAUCCCAGUGUUCCUCAGUGCGGUCACCAUCGAGCUGUUCAGCCGCCAGACUGUCACCUGAUUUACCCAUCAUUGCUCGACCACACGGUGUUCAGGGAGCGCGCACACACACACACACACACACACACACACACACACACACACACACACACACACACACACACACACAGACACAGCAAGACACAAAUAUCUACAGAACUUCUGGGCGUGACAAUCUGAUUAUUUUUGAUUUGCCAUUUUUUCUUCUUUAUACAGAUUUAGCUUGACAGUCUGUGUGGCAACAUUUCUGUAGUAUAGUCUAUUGUGUAUUUGUCUUGCUAUGAAACCCACACUGUGUUGUUUAAGAAAUUGGUUAACACAUACAAGGGAAACCUAGAGAUGCGCAGUCCUCUUUUUAUGAACAUCAUCUUUCAUGGCAGUUUAUUUGCUCAUAUCGAGGAAAAAAUAAAGACAUAUUAAACUUUUCA
Molecule: messenger RNA, 2815 nt
Organism: Ctenopharyngodon idella (grass carp)
Lineage: Eukaryota; Metazoa; Chordata; Actinopteri; Cypriniformes; Xenocyprididae
Gene: mad1l1
Product: mitotic arrest deficient 1 like 1
Exons: 18
Coding region: 256-2409 (717 amino acids)
Biological process (GO): mitotic spindle assembly checkpoint signaling; attachment of mitotic spindle microtubules to kinetochore
Cellular component (GO): kinetochore; mitotic spindle; nuclear envelope
Source: RefSeq, a predicted model, not a curated record